This is a messenger RNA of Trichogramma pretiosum, 3365 nucleotides long. RefSeq names its product protein suppressor 2 of zeste-like. Lineage: Eukaryota; Metazoa; Arthropoda; Insecta; Hymenoptera; Trichogrammatidae. Gene Ontology annotation, cellular component: PRC1 complex. The record is from RefSeq and is a predicted model, not a curated record. Gene Ontology annotation, biological process: negative regulation of transcription by RNA polymerase II. The coding region runs from base 321 to 3053 and encodes 910 amino acids. Gene Ontology annotation, molecular function: promoter-specific chromatin binding; metal ion binding. The transcript has 4 exons.
UCCUCCUCCGUCGUCGUCGUCUCGCAAGCUCAGUUAUACAUUACUAUUAUAUAUACAAGACGGUGCGGCCCGCAGCUGUUCCGCGCUUUCGUAAUAUAGUAUAUACAAUAUAUAUAUAGCUAUAUAUAUAUAUACAGUCAAGUGUUAUAGUGUGUCGCGUUGGACGACGACGGCAGCCGUCCACUAUCAGUGCACUGUCUGCGGUGCUUGUGUGUGUUGUUGGUGUGUGUGCUGUGUGCUGCGAGUGCUGCCAGCAGCAGCAGCAGCAGUAGUCUCUUAUCAACGCGGCUAUAUAUCUGCAACGCGCACAGAAGUAUAGGAUGAACAACAAUCAGAGCGGCGCCAAAGUGUCGUCCAAGGAGAAGAGGGUCGCGACAAAAAUGCCGAGGCGGCCGAAACCGAGCGUCAAGGAGCUGAACGAGCACAUCGUCUGCUCGCUCUGUCGGGGAUACCUCAUCGACGCCACGACCCUCGUCGAGUGUCUUCAUUCUUUUUGCCGGGGCUGCAUAGUGCGACGACUGCAGGCCGGCCCCAAGAACUGUCCCGUCUGCUGCGCCAGCGCUAGUCAGGAUCCUCUCGUGCACGACGUGGCCCUGCAGCGCCUCGUCUAUCUCGUCGUGCCCGGCCUCUACAAGUCCGAGAUCGAGCGUCGCCGACACUUUCGCCAGGUCAAUCCGCAGUGCACGAAUCUCACUCGGCAGCCGGUGGGCGCGCCCGAGCUCACCUUCGACGACCUGGUCAGUCUCAGUCUGAGUGAGUGGAAACCCGGCGGUGGUGGUGCUGCGGCGAUCGGCAUCAACGACGACGACGACGACGAUGGUCCCGCCCCCACCAGAUAUCUCAAGUGUCCCGCGGGGGUGAGCGUCAAGCAUCUGGUGAGGCUGCUCAUGCUCAAGCGCGGCUGGGACCAUCAGGCGCAGGACCCCACAAGGCGACGCAUCGACAUCAUGUACGAGGUCAAGGCCAGCGGCGGUAGCGGGAAAAAGACUGAAUUAGAGGUGCUGGAUCCGGCCUGGACGCUGCUCGAUCUCGCCUGCAUAUUCGAUUGGAAAAGGCAAGCACCUAUGAAGCUUCUCUACCGAAUCAACAGCGUCGAAGACUCGACCUUAGUCAACAGCAAAAUUCAAAGCAGCAACAGUGUCCACAACGACUCGACGGCGAGCAAUCAUCAUCACCAUCACCAGCAGCAGCAGCACCAAUCGAUGGAAAACAUCCAAAGACCACCGACUCCACCCCCUAGUCCGAAACCGGCUCUGUCGCCGGGCAAGACGUCGUCCAGUCGACCGACGACGACGACGACGACGAUCGGCAGCGAUCAUCAUCAUCAUCACCAUCACCACCACAACCAAACUAAGGAACUCCUGGAGACGCGCAAGCCCCGCUGCGAGGUGACGCCCGUCAUGCGAUCGCCCGAUUACGUCACCAGCGCCAACAACAACAACAACAACAACAAUAACAACAUCAAUCCAGACAGGCAGCGUAAAGCCAACAAACUCGCGAAACUCGAGCAUCAGCACAAGCGCAAGAAGCGAAAAAACAAGCGGGUCAUCGCCGAGAUCACGACGACGCCGCGCGAGGAUCUGCUCAAGCUCAAGGUCCGACUGACGCCCUGUCCACCGAGGAUCACCUCCAAUACCGUCAGUAGCAGUAGUAGCAGCAGUACCAGCAGCGUAGCGACUCAGUCCAAGGAGAAGCUGAUACAGAUGCGAGCCGUGAGAAAGGAGAAGACGAAGGAGCCCAGUCUGAAGAUUCACAUACCGAAGAUCGACGAGGUGCACAACGCCAUGCUGGAGGAGAAAAAAUCGGCUGCGGCGGCGGCGGCUGUGGCUGCCAAGAUGGAAGAGAUGAAGAGGAGUAGUAGCAGCAGCGAAGAGAAGCCGUUGAAGAUAUCCAUGAAGCUGGGCGACCCCGCCAACAAGGAAAAAGUCGAGCUGAUCAAGAUCAAGAGGAAAGAGGAGAGAAUAGCGGCGGCGGUUGAGCAACAGCAACAGCAUCAGCAGCAACUACAACAGCAACAACAGCAUCAUCAGCAGCAGCAGCAGCGAGAAGAGACGCCGAAAAACGAGGAGGUGCUGCGCAAACUGGGACUGGUCGCGAUCGCCGAGGCCAAUCGCAACAAGCACGACUCGGCGCAGGAGCCGCAGCAGAAGAGAAAGUCCGACGAGUCCGCGCACGACGCGGCCGCGCGCGAGAAACUCGAGAAGAAGUAUCGCUUCGGCAAGGCCAAUCGAGUGCGCAGUUUAUUGGCCGAGAAGCAGAUGAGAGACGCCGAGAAGUGCAUGUCGUCGUCGGUUUCCAAAUCGUCGUCGUCGUCGCCGCAAUUCCGAACGACGACGCCGACGCAGACACAGACGACGACGAAGCGAAAAGAGCCACCGCCCCUGACGCCGCUGCGCAACGCCAAGAGGGCCAACGUCACCUUCGCGCCGGCGUCGUCCUUCAUCGGUGGAAGAAACGAGUCGCCGCUGGAUCUGAGCAGUCCGACGUCCAACUUCGGCGGCGGCGGCGGCUCGAUGAUCAAGGACAACAGCGUGCUGGACCUGUCGGAGUCGAAGGCGAGUCGAUCGCCCGCGGAGAAACCCGCGGGUAUAUUGAGAAACAGCAACAAUCCGAGCAAACCGUCGCCACCUCCGCAAGCGGUGGCUUCGCAACAGCUGCAGCAGCAAAUCACCUUGGACAAUAAGAGCCGAGAGGACAAGAAGAACCAGGAGGCCAAUCUGCAGACCCUGUCGAACGCGGCCGCAUCGCUGAUGGGCGUCGUCACCUCGCAGCAACAGACGUCACCACCGCCACCAUUGUCAAAACUACCACCCACGUACAUGAGCAGUCCCAUAGGCAACGGGCCGGUUUCGCAACAGCAACAACCAACGUCGAAUCUGCACAAUCGAGUCGAUCUGAGGAUACCUCAGCCUCAGCAGCGACUCGCCAGCUUCAGCAUGAAGAUGAAGCCGUCGAUGGGCGUGCGCCACAUACCGAAUCCCCAGGCAGUGGUGGCCUCGCAGUAUCGCAAUCAGCGCGCCGGCUUCUUCGGGCUGGCCCAUCAGCCGCCAUAAGAGAACAAGAAGGCAGCGUCAGGUCUGACGGAUUAUCACGACGCUUUCGUCAAAUUCCUCGAUAAGCGCAUGAGUAGUGGUGGUAGUAGUAGUAGGGUGGCGACGGCUUCGUCGACGCUCUGACGGCGGCUCGCGGCGGCCGCCUCGGUUAUGGUCGUCGCCGAUCUCCUCCUCUCGUCUCUCCUUCCUCGAGUCGAUUAUCGUUAUUACGUUACUAAAGUAUUUACGAUCUUUUAACGAUCGCGCGCGGAGAGAGAGAAGAGACGGCAACGGCGGUAAACGCGGCGGUGGCGGCACACGGGGCGGUCUAUA